CGGAACCCGUCUGCGAGGGGCACAAGAAAGACGUGGCGCUCCAACCAAGCAUUAUUUCCGUCUUCAGCUGCCGAGUCAAACAGGAUACAGCACCGGGAAUGUUGCUCUCGCUCCGGCAACUCUUGUUUGUCUCUCGCUGAGCGCACAACAACACUCUGCCUGGUCGAGCGGCGGAGCUCUGGAGGCCAGUAUGAAGUGGGUUUUCCUCCUGCUGCUCCUCUUCAGGUCCUCUGGAGCAGACGACGGCACGCUGUGCACCUCGGACGCUUGCUACACUCUGCAUAAGGACGAGGUGAACUUCAACAAGGCCACCAACAACUGCUUCCACAACGGCGGCUACCUGAUGACGGUGAGGGACAGAGAGGAGGAGGACGUGCUGCGCUCGCUGCUCUCGCAGGUCCAGGAUGGAGCCCUGAGGUUCUGGAUCGGACUGAAGCUCCACAAGGGCGACUGCGUGCUGACUGACAAACCCCUCCGAGGGUUCAAGUGGGUCUCUGGCGAGGCCGAGUCCAGCUACUCCAACUGGGAGAAGGAGCCGGUGGACACCUGCACCGAGAGAUGUGUGCGGCUCAGCUACAGCGCCGGCGGGGAGAACCGGCUCCGGUGGGUUUCCGGUGCUUGUAAAGUUCGGUCUUUUUACGUCUGCAAGUUCUACUUCAGAGGGAUGUGUGGGGCUCUGACGCUGCUGGGGUCGGGACGGGUGACUUACAUCGCACCCUUCUCAGAGGAGCCGCUGAGGAGCAGCAUAGAGUCGUUGCCCCUCGGGACUUACGCCAAAAUCACGUGCCGCGGCCUCCAGUCCUACACCUCUGUGUGCACCGGAACCGAGCGCUGGACUCUCCCUGGCCCGUUCUGUAAACAGCUGGACUGCACCAGCCAGAACGGCGGGUGUGAGCACGUGUGCCACCAGGAGGCAGAGAAGGUGCGAUGCUCCUGCCGGGAGGGAUACCACCUGAGAGACGACGGCGUCUCCUGUCAGAGCCCAGACCCGUGUGCCGUGAGUCCGUGCGAACACCGCUGCGUGGCAGACCACCUCGGCUUCUCCUGUGAGUGUGACGUCGGGUACGAACUGGAACGGAACCAACGCAACUGCACCGACGUGGACGAGUGCCAGUCGCAAGUCUGCCCGGGUCAGGUCUGCGUCAACACCCCAGGAGGGUUCCGGUGCCAGUGUGAGGUGGGAUUCAAGAUGUUGGACGGGGAGUGCACCGACGUGGACGAGUGCCGGGAGUCCAGGUGUUCCCACAGCUGCUGGAACACCAUCGGGUCGUUCUCCUGCUUCUGUGACCGAGGAUUCGCUCUAGCUGCCGACGGCUUCUCUUGUGAGGACGUGGACGAGUGUGCGUCCCACCGCUGCCUGUUCCAGUGCAUCAACACCCAAGGCGGGUACGUGUGCACCUGCCCGCUCGGCUUCCGCCCCACCUCCUCCGGUCACGCCUGCCUUCCGGAGCUCUCCAACCAAACGCUGGAAAACAUGACGGAACGUCCCGACCAAGUGCAACACCCGUCCACUUUCACCGACCUGACGCUGACCCACGCGCUCAACCUGACUCUGGACCGAACUGGCAACGCGACGUUAGCGGUUAGCUUCUCCGAGACUCUCAACACCCGGGUUCUGGUCUGUGUGCUCGGGUCGGUUCUGCCUCUGCUUCUUCUCAUCACCGUGACGGUUGCCGUAGCGAUUUACCGAUGCCGACUGGCGAAGAAAGAAGCCAAGAAGAACGCGACGACGGACGGAUACUGUUGGGUCUCCUCAGGUCUGGACCCGCGACUGGAGAAACUCUACGAGUCCAUUUUAACAGACGACUUGUGAUGUCAUGGACGCCGGCCUGGAUAUUGUGUAUUUAUUAAUUUAUGUGACACGCGCAACUCUGUAUAUGUGUGUCCCAGUGUCAUCGAGUCAAAACUGUGAUGUCAUCAUUAAAGAGGUG
This is a messenger RNA of Synchiropus splendidus (mandarinfish), 1931 nucleotides long. RefSeq names its product complement component C1q receptor-like. The transcript has a single exon. Lineage: Eukaryota; Metazoa; Chordata; Actinopteri; Syngnathiformes; Callionymidae. The coding region runs from base 191 to 1813 and encodes 540 amino acids. The record is from RefSeq and is a predicted model, not a curated record. Gene Ontology annotation, molecular function: calcium ion binding.